Messenger RNA from Dichomitus squalens LYAD-421 SS1, 491 nucleotides. RefSeq lists its product as uncharacterized. Lineage: Eukaryota; Fungi; Basidiomycota; Agaricomycetes; Polyporales; Polyporaceae. The transcript has 3 exons. The record is from RefSeq and is a predicted model, not a curated record. Bases 57 to 359 code for a protein of 100 amino acids.
CUCUCACCCUCAGAUACCUCGUACCACAUACCUAUCUACUCCACCGUACAAACACCAUGUCCUCCGUCGUCAACAAAAUUAAGCAGAAGACCACCGGCAAGGGCAAUACCAACUCUGAUUCUGCCCCAACCCAGGGCAGUCAGCCCACCUACAGCAUCCAGCCCCACCCUGCUAAAACGAACGAUCCUCGCGAUCUUGAGCCCCCUCAGCCCGGAGGUGGCCUGAACAGCAACCCCGAGUACGGCGCAUUUCAUGCGCGGGAUCCUUACAUCCCACCCGCGCACAUCGCGAACAAUCUCCCGCCGCCCCAGAGCAGAGAGCAGUUGAGGGCUCGCCAGGCGGAGCUCAACAAGGAUUGAGGAGCGAAUAUGUCUCUGUUUGGGGCACAUCAGUAGCAGCGAAUGCAUUGCAUGUAGUUUGUAGGAGUAAAUCUCGGAGGAAUCGCAUCGGAUCGCACUUGGUCAUAGGAGAGUGCCUACUUAUGCAUUGAG